Aegilops tauschii subsp. strangulata is the source of this 711-nucleotide messenger RNA. Lineage: Eukaryota; Viridiplantae; Streptophyta; Magnoliopsida; Poales; Poaceae. The record is from RefSeq and is a predicted model, not a curated record.
AUGGCGUCGGCGCUCAAGAUCUCCUGCGUGGCGCUCGAGACGGCGGCCAAGGCCCCUCCGACGGCGGCUCCGGUGUCGCCCCGGCCGACACCGGCAUCGGCACCGCCGCGCCUGGCGGGUCUCGGCGCGGUCGGCGCCGAGCGCACCGGCGUCGGCGCCAACAGCGCUCCCGGCGCAGGGCUCGCCGCCGCCAACCUCCGCGCGCCGGCAGUACCGGCCGGUCUCGGCGCGGAAGGACUCGUCGCUGGCUUCAGGGCCGGAGCACUAGUCACCGGCGGACAUGGACGCGGCGGCGCCGCCAAGGCCUACCUCGGUCUCAGGCACCGCGCCUUCUGCGCCAAGGCCUCCGACGGCGGCUCCGGUGUCACCCCGGCCGGCACAGGCACUGGCCUCGCCGCGCCUGGCGCUGGGCUCGGCGCGAAGGGCACCGGCACUGGGCUCGACACGAAGGGCACCGUCACUGGCCCCGUCGCGCCUGGCGCUGGGCUCGGGGCGAAGGGCACCGGCACCGGGUCGGCCGGUCUCGCCGCCGCCACCGGCGGCCUCGGCGUCAAGGGGGCGGCAGGUCUCGGCCUCAGCGCCUUCCGCGGGUACGGCCGCCGGCGGGCAAGCAACCAGGCGCGCCCCAACUGCCAUGCUUGGUGUCAGGUCAUCAACAAGGAAGGGCUGAUCUUGGAGGAGGUGGCAGGCCUGAGAAAGGAGCUGCACUAG